Messenger RNA from Rhizophagus irregularis DAOM 181602=DAOM 197198, 773 nucleotides. The record is from RefSeq and is a predicted model, not a curated record. Lineage: Eukaryota; Fungi; Glomeromycota; Glomeromycetes; Glomerales; Glomeraceae.
GAUCAAAUAUUAUAUCUCGAUGUAUCUAAACCAUUUAAUACCGCAAAUCCGCCAUUUGAAGUCCUAAAUGUAUCAAUUCCAUUUGGAAGUUCAUUUGCAACAGCAUUCCUUAGCCCUCAAAAAGAUGUAAUCUAUUUAUUUGGAGGAACUACGAGGGAUGUAAAUACCAAUGUAUUUAAUAAUAUUAAAUCAGUUUUAUAUUCGUUUAAUUUAGAAACUAAUGAAUGGACUAUACCAACAACAAAUGGAAUUGCACCUGAAAAUAGAAGAUUAAUUAAUGGUGUUAUUAACAAUGAAAAUGGAAAAUUUUAUGUUUUUGGUGGAUAUGAAUAUAUUUGAUACUAUUUCUUUAACCUGGUCAAAAGGUCCUAUAGAAAAUGCUCCACUUCCUCGUAUAAGCUAUACUGCUACUUUAUUAUCUAAUGGAAUUAUUGUUUACAUUGGUGGGACGGAAAUAUAUUUAAUUGACAUAAAUCAGCUUUCCCUUUAUGACACGAAAGUUGACCUAUGGUCAUCAAUGACUGCACGAGGUGCUAUUUUGGAAAAUCGUUAUUCACAUUCUGCAGUUCUAACAUCAGAUGAAAGAAUAAUUAUUUUUGGUGGAAGUAGAAAUGAAAAGCCAGUUCUAAAUCAACUUGCUGUACUAAAUACAAAAGUAGUCCCAUAUGAAUGGUCAAUUCCAACACCACCUUUAACAACUCAUUUACAUUCUGCUACAUUAGUUGGAAAUUAUAUGUUUAUAAAUUUUGGUAACCAUUUUUUUAUAUUCUUGA